Molecule: messenger RNA, 456 nt
Organism: Vicia villosa (hairy vetch)
Lineage: Eukaryota; Viridiplantae; Streptophyta; Magnoliopsida; Fabales; Fabaceae
Exons: 1
Coding region: 1-456 (151 amino acids)
Source: RefSeq, a predicted model, not a curated record
AUGGAUCCCAUCACGUAUAUCUUUGAGAAACCCACUCUCACUAGAAGAAUUGCUCGUUGGCAGAUGCUGUUGUCUGAGUACGACGUUCAAUACGUUACUCAAAAGGCAAUAAAAGAGAGUGCAUUAUCAGAAUAUCUAUCGCAUCAACCAAUGGUAGACUACCAACCCAUGCGGUUUGAGUUUCUACAUGAAGACAUCAUGUUCCUAGUUGCUGAGAAGUUCAUAGGUGACAAUGAAAGGCUCAAACUUGGAUCUCAAUGGAAGUUCACGUUCGGUGGUUACUCAAAUGCCAUGGGGCAUGGAAUUGGAGUUCUCUUAAUCUCUCCAAGAGACAGUUAUACUCCCUUCACAACGAGGUUGUAUUUCGAAUGCACAAACAAUAUGGGAGAAUACAAAGCAUACAUCAUGGGUAUUGAAGCUCCCAUUGACAUAAGGAUCAAGAUCUUAGAUGUGUAG